Messenger RNA from Diplodia corticola, 2439 nucleotides. RefSeq names its product ibr domain-containing protein. The coding region runs from base 1 to 2439 and encodes 812 amino acids. Lineage: Eukaryota; Fungi; Ascomycota; Dothideomycetes; Botryosphaeriales; Botryosphaeriaceae. The transcript is spliced from 3 exons. The record is from RefSeq and is a predicted model, not a curated record. Gene Ontology annotation, molecular function: zinc ion binding; ubiquitin protein ligase activity; ubiquitin conjugating enzyme binding. Gene Ontology annotation, cellular component: ubiquitin ligase complex; cytoplasm. Gene Ontology annotation, biological process: protein polyubiquitination; ubiquitin-dependent protein catabolic process; positive regulation of proteasomal ubiquitin-dependent protein catabolic process.
AUGGCCGCCAACCGCCGCUUCGCCCAUCUGCUCGACGGCAUGGGCGCAAUCUUCGCGACCCGCCCGCGAGACAACCACGCCGCCUACGACUCCGACUCCUACCACCGCCCCCGGCCCUCUCGCCGCCCGCGCCGCAACACCAUCGACCACGAUACCCGCUACCUGCCCGCCCAUGCCGCUCCUCCACCCCAGCCCGACCUAGAUCACCUGCGCCAGGCCCGCGCCGACUACUUCCUGCGCCCGCCCGAAAUCCCAGACCCGCGUAGUGCCCGCCGGCCCUCGGCCGCAUCCGUCGCGCUAUCUUCUCACCCGCCGACUCCUCCGCCGCCGCCUGUGCCCGACCUAGACAUGGUACAGCGCGCCGCCAGCACCCGCAAGACUUCCAAACCCAAGCGCCAGCACCAGGAUGACCGCCGCCCCAGCAGGAAAGAGCGCGAGGAUCGAGACAGCGGUGUGUAUGUGUACAGCACACCCCGUAGCGGCGACAGCAGGAGCAGGCGGGACGAAGAUUUGGCCGACACGAGAUCACGCGCCGGCCACAGGCGGACCGUGUCGUCGCCAGCCACCAACGUUAUCGAUGUCGAGGUUGAGAGGGAGGCCGACCCGGCCCCCGAACCGUCGCUGCACCGGACCGAAGCCGUCAGGUUAAAUCGGACCAUGUCCUCUCGGGACUCAGCCCGUCCGGCUGUCGUCAUGACCCGGCCGUCCCUCAGAAGAACGGGAACCCUGAAAACCCCGCCCGACGAAGUGCCUCCGCCUACGCCUUCGCAGAGCCACCAACGGAAAAACAGCGGCAUUCUAGGCCUGUUCCGCCAUGUGCCGCCGCCCGCCCAGACGCCGGAAAAGAAAUAUGACUGCAUGGUGUGCAUGGAUGAGGUCCGCGCAUCUCGCUGCCCGAAGCUCUCGUGUGGCCAUCGUAUGUGCCACACCUGCCUCAAACGCCAGUUCGAGCUCUCAGUCAGGGAUCCCCAGCACAUGCCCCCGAGAUGCUGCACCACCGAACACAUUCCUCUUAAAUAUGUCGAGCGCCUCUUCGAUACCAAAUUCAAGGUUCUCUGGAAUAAAAAGUACCAGGAAUACACCGCAAAGAACCGAGUAUACUGCCCGACCCGAGGAUGCGGAGAGUGGAUCAAGCCAUCGCACAUUCGCAUGGACGCCACCGUUGGCCGCAAGUACGGCAAAUGCCCCCGCUGCCGCGUCAAGGUCUGCGUGAAAUGCAACAACCGCUGGCACCUACGCAAAGAGUGCCCCAAAGACGAUGACGAGGAAGCCCACGCCUUCGCCGAGAUGGCCAAAGAGUCUGGGUGGCAGAAGUGUUACAACUGCAAGGCCAUGGUCGAGCUGAAGGAGGGCUGCAACCACAUGACGUGCCGGUGCACUGCGCAGUUCUGCAUGCUGUGCGGCGCGCGCUGGAAGACGUGCGAGUGCCCGUGGUUCAACUACCAACACCUCGACGACGACGACCGCCUGCAGAACAUGCGCGUCGCCGAACCUUACGUCGUCGUCGAGCGCGACCGCCCCGACGCCAUCCACGCCCCCCCUCCCCCGCGCCCGCUUCAGAACCCUACCCGUCCCGAACAGUACGCCGUCCCCGCCCCCCGCCUGAAUUACCCCGUCUACGCCCCGGAAGACACCCGCCCCGCUACUUCUCGCACCGCCCGCACCUUCUACGCCCCCGACCGCGACCGCGACCUCGAGCACGAGCGCGAGCGCGAGCGCGAGCGCGAAGACGAGAUGCUAGCCCGGCGUUUGCAAUCCGAAUUUCUCGCCGACGCCGCCGACGCUCCCGGCCGCACUGGCAGCAUCCGCGGCGGCAGCCUCAGCCGCUCCGGCGGAGGCGGCGGGAGCCACCGCCGACACCACCACCAUCACCGCAAUCGGACGGCGCCUGUUGUUGUGCCGCCAUCCCGCUACGACUCUCCCGAACUCGAGAUCGAGGUCAUGGGCGUCGGCAACGCGUCUGGUCACCACAUGAACGAUUUCGGCCUCCCGGGCGCCGCGGCGGUGGCAGCGUCGCGGCAGCAGCAGCAGCAAGCGCCGCCGCCUCGCAGCGGUGCGACUGCUGCCGUCAGGCGUAGCAACACUACGCGCAGCACCAUCACGCGUAACUUCUCGCGCAGAGAGCCUCCGCCACCACCAGCUGAUACGAGCGGCCGGUACGCAGCUACAGCCGAGCCGAUCACGGUGACCACGACGAUGGGUGGCAAUAACAUGACGACUCAAUAUCAAUACCAGUACGCGCGCCAGCAGCAGCGUCCGUCUGCUGCUGUAGAAGCGUCCGUCAUGGCCGGCUUGGGCGAUCCGGCGAGGAGCGGGAUGGGGCGGGUCGGCAUGUGGUUGAAUUAUGUGGAGAACGACCCGGCGGAGGUGGAGGGGAGAGCGGCGGCGAGAGCGGCGUCGGGGGCGGGAGCGGGCAUGGUGGGUGUGGCGGCGUAUUGA